Messenger RNA from Paramacrobiotus metropolitanus, 1557 nucleotides. Its product is annotated as probable proline iminopeptidase. The record is from RefSeq and is a predicted model, not a curated record. The transcript has 8 exons. Gene Ontology annotation, biological process: proteolysis. Bases 162 to 1310 code for a protein of 382 amino acids. Gene Ontology annotation, molecular function: aminopeptidase activity. Lineage: Eukaryota; Metazoa; Tardigrada; Eutardigrada; Parachela; Macrobiotidae. Gene Ontology annotation, cellular component: cytoplasm.
UGUUUUUAUUUAGAGCUUUUUAUGUUAUAGUAGCACCGUAUACAGUAUACUUACAACUUUCUAAGUCUCACUUCUGCGGGAGCCGAAAUUCACGGUUGCAGCAAGCUUCAGUGGUUUUGAAUUUUCGCUUCCAUUGCAGAUUGCUCACGUUAUUUGGAUUUAUGUUAUUGAUUUCCUGCUGCAAUCGGCGCAUCCUUAUCGGAAACUUAAAACGGACGAUCAAUCGCGUUAUAGCACCCGCUUAUAGCUCUACUCCCUUCGCCACCAUUCCACAUCCUUCUGCUCAGGUCUUUCGUCGUUCUGCUCUAUAUAAGACUUCCAAAAUGGCGGUUACUACUAUCUGUACGAAAGAUUUCUGCAAAGAGCUGUAUCCGGACAUUGAGCCUUACGAUAAAGGAUUUCUGAAAGUGUCGGACAUCCAUGAGUUAUAUUACGAACAAUCAGGAAAUCCCAAUGGCAAUCCUGUUGUUUUCUUACAUGGCGGUCCCGGAGGAGGAACCAGUCCCCGUGAUCGGCGCUACUUUGACCCGCAAGCUUAUCGAAUUGUUGUUUUUGAUCAGCGCGGAUCUGGUCAGUCACGCCCGUCGGCGGAACUGAAGGACAAUACGACAUGGGAUUUGGUUGAAGACAUCGAAAGGCUGCGUAAGAAGCUUGGAAUUGACAAGUGGGUAGUGUUCGGUGGUUCCUGGGGUUCUACUCUCGCGUUGGCCUACGCGGAAACGCAUCCAGCACAAGUGAAAGGACUAAUCCUGCGCGGAAUAUUCAUGCUGCGAAGAGCGGAACUAUUGUGGUUUUAUCAAGAAGGUGCUUCGUGGCUGUUCCCAGACUACUGGGAGGAAUUCCUGGCACCGAUCCCUGAGGUCGAAAGGGCGGACUUGAUUAGCGCUUAUUACCGGAGAUUGACUGGAAACAACGAGGAGGAUAAACUGCGGUGUGCUAAAGCAUGGUCAAAAUGGGAAAUGGCUACUGCCCGGUUGUUCUGUGACGAUGACAUGGUGAAAAAAGUGGAAGAAGAUAUCUUUGCCCUUCAGUUUGCGCGCAUCGAAUGCCAUUAUUUCGUCCAUGGUGGGUUCUUCAAGUCGGAUGACCAAAUACUGAAAGAUGUUGACAAAAUUGCCAAGCACAACAUUCCCUGCAUGGUCGUCCAAGGACGCUACGAUGUUGUUUGCCCGAUAAAGAGUGCCUGGGAUUUGUAUCGACGCUGGCCGCAAGUGCAGCUGCAUAUUGUUGCUGAUGCCGGUCAUUCCGCCAAAGAGGAUGCUAUCUGCAGCAAACUGGUUGCGUUUGCUGAUGCUUUCAAAACUUUGUGACACUUUCCGAGAAAAACUUGCGGUCAUGGGCGAUGUAAUGUUUCGCUCUGAAUUACUACUGUGUGAUUUUUUUAAAUUUGUGUGUCCUUGCUGUAAUUGCUGUUGUAAAUUUGUGACGUUGGGAUUCUUCGGUUUCUGUUCUUUAUAAUGAAUUUUUUUAUUGUUUGUUUUUGUGGCAGUUUUUAUACUCACCAUUUUCGGAGCUUGAAAACAACAAUAAGAAAUUUUAAGAAAAAUUGAAUAUUAU